CUUGGUCAAUUUCACCGCUCUCAACUCUCAACAUUUCUACAAAGGAUGGUACACGGAUCCAUUACCGAACAACAGGAUGGUGCUCGCUCUCAAGUGCGGCAUUGACUCUGAAAUCGCCUGGGCCCUGAGCCGACUCUGCCGCAUAAGCGCGAACGAGCAGUUUCUGCUGAGAGCGCUGCCGGGACUCAUUGAAGGGUUGUUCGAGUGGCCGCUGUGGUAUGCGCGAGGGGCCGCACUGGAUGUUGCUGCGCAGGCAGCGCUGUUCUCGCUGCCGAAGGAUAUUGAGCGGUACAGGCAGCACGCACUCGAGUCGGUCUUCGUCCUUCGGAACGCGUCGCUGAACCCGCAGAACGCAGGAGAGCUAUCCGCACGACGGGCAACGCAGGAGUUGAUCCUCCUCGCUCUGCAUAGGCUAAAGCCCGACAACGACGCGAACGUCGAGUUCUUGCUCGAUGUCAUCGACAUACUUCAAGCCAUCGCAAGCACGUCCAUCCUUCCUCCGCCCAACUCGCCUCUCUUCGCCAACCCCGUGCCGCCGUUACUUGAGCUUGCCGGAUCGUCGUCAAAUCGCUCGCUCAUCAUCUCCAGUCUCACCACCUUGCACCUGCUCUUCUCGAACCCACCGAACGUCGGCCACAUGACACCGGACAGCCCUGCUCUUUCCGCUGCAAUACGAUAUCUCCCUCUGCUCAGCGACAAACCAUUACUGGACGCGAGCCUGAACUUCCUGUACACCCAGUUGUCGUAUACCCCGAUGACCAAAGCCUUCCUGCAAAGCAAGGAGCUCACCGUCACACUGAGGAUGCUAGUCCUUUUCAUGUUAAACGAGGAGGAGGAAGAGACUGUGGUAGUGGAAAUCGCUAGCCCUGUGUACACUGCGCCAGCAACUGUCGAGGGCGAUAAGGAUCACGUCCUGACGCAGAAAGAGUUUGACAAACUACUGCCUAUGCCCGAACCCGACCGGUGUUACGAAUGGAUGAGAACCAUGUUCGAGGUCAACCCAGAUCGCGAGCUAACACAAGUAGAGUUCUACAACAUGUACAAGGACACGUUCAUCCCCUACCAGAGCCAGUACUACUGCAUACCUGCCUCGGAAGUGAUCAAGAACGUCACCACAGUCUUCUCAACUGCGCAAGCGAUGGUUCUCGCUGGUCCACCGCAAAAGUUUGUCGUCAGAGGCGUUGACCGCAAGAAGGAUGUUCGCGCGAUUGACCGCUUCAAGUGUCGCUGGAACCAGGGGCAGUGCGAGAAUAGCGCGUUCAACUCGACAGGUGAGCUCUACGAGCAUGUACUCGAAGAGCACAUCAACCCGCACGCCGAACUCAAGAUGACUUGCUCUUGGGCGAACUGCUCGCAUGGGCCAAUCCAGACAACGCAUAUGCGAGGACAUGUCCUUACGCACCUGCCAGCUAUGCAGCAGCCAGCACGAGAUCCGCAAGUUGACGAUCUCAUAACUCUGCCUGCUGAACACUUCCCACAUCCUGUCCCGGAUCCAACGACGCGACCAGUACCUCCACCGCGACAUGCGGCCAUCACUUACACUCAGCCUGCCAAGGAUCCAACACACACGGCCCUUACUGCGCUGCUCUGUAUCCGCAUCUUGUUCCGCGCGUCAUUUGCAUCGUCAGCUGCUGCACCACGAGUGGACGAGGAACACUUCGGGUUCCCGGGGAUCAUCGAGGACGUCGAGGAAAAGGAGGGCGAUGAGGACAUGGGUGGCAUAACGGACAGCGAGAGGGAAGGCGAACGACGUGGCAGGAAGGCGUUCGUGAGCGUCCGGCACUUGCUCGAGGGUGUUCGGCUGCGUGACGACACGCUGCAAGGGUGGAUAGCGGAGAUGGUCGAUGCAGGACUCUCGGGAACCACGUAGCUUCCUCCCUAACCGAAUUUCGUCCGUCCCCGCACUACGUACACAUCCGUCUUCGUGUGCUUCGGACAGCACUGCUCGAGACGAGUGGCUUCCACGGAAUUUAGCUUGCACUUUGCUGUGUUCAAGUCUCAGGUAGUUUUCCUUACUCCCGAGUGUGCGUCCCGAGGCAACUUGUCUUUUUGAGCAGCAGUCAAC
This is a messenger RNA of Phanerochaete carnosa HHB-10118-sp, 2065 nucleotides long. RefSeq lists its product as uncharacterized. Gene Ontology annotation, biological process: regulation of DNA-templated transcription. Gene Ontology annotation, molecular function: DNA binding. The record is from RefSeq and is a predicted model, not a curated record. Bases 77 to 1870 code for a protein of 597 amino acids. The transcript is spliced from 2 exons. Lineage: Eukaryota; Fungi; Basidiomycota; Agaricomycetes; Polyporales; Phanerochaetaceae.